This is a messenger RNA of Poeciliopsis prolifica (blackstripe livebearer), 3186 nucleotides long. RefSeq names its product zinc finger protein 37 homolog. NCBI's taxonomy places the organism in Eukaryota, Metazoa, Chordata, Actinopteri, Cyprinodontiformes, Poeciliidae. The transcript is spliced from 7 exons. The record is from RefSeq and is a predicted model, not a curated record. The coding region runs from base 261 to 2840 and encodes 859 amino acids.
UAAACCGACGAGGAGCACAGACAGGGGGAGCUGGAUCUUACGGGGAAACACGAAUCAAUGUAACACCGUCUCUCUGGCUGCAAGGGGGAGGCUGCAGGGGGGGAACAGAUUUUCACAGGGGAACAGAAUUUCGCACAAGACCGGAAUAGAAAAGACGUCGGACAAAGCCUUCAUACAUGCUAAAAGGAAGUAACCGAGAGAGCCCAUUUUAUUCAGUUAUGUCUAGUUUUCGUUAAAUUAAGUGUUAGAUCAACUGCGACAUGGAAGAUAUUUCUCAGGAACGUUCUUUAGGUGCGCCUUUCUCUCUCUCCGCUCUGCGUCUCCUGGUGCCGCCUCUACGCCUGGCCUCUGCAGCGAUCUGGCAGACCGUCCAGCAGAAGGUUGUGGCUGACUACGGCAUCCUGGAGGAAUUUGUUUCUUUGGUUACCGACACAAUUCCAGAGCUGCUUACCAGUCGGCAGAGGGCCCAGCUCACUCUGGGUCUGAGAGCACGGUUGAUCUUGGAUUUAUGCCAACGGGAAACUGCGCCUGACUGCGAGCUUGUUGAACCACAUUUGAACAGGAUGGAAGUCCUCAUCGGGUCAUGGCUUGAAGAGGUUGGUGGUCCAAAUCCAGAAGUGUCCCACUUGGACUUUGUGGAUCUGGUUAAGAAGCUACUGGGAAGCCCUGAUGAGAGAGAACGCUUCUUUCAGCAGAGUUUCCGUGAAGAUUUUGGUGCAAAAUAUGACAAAGCCGUCGAUGCCCUGAUGUGGUUGUUUUUGACUAGACUUGAAAACAUCCUUCCUGUUCAAACUUUCCAUCAGGUUGCAUCCGUGUUCGGGGAGGUUUCAUGUGUCUUGGCAGAAUAUGUGCAGCCUGUGUCUCAGUGUGACGAGCUCAAAAACCUCCUGCAACAUCACAAAGACCUCAGUCGACUGCAUCGCAAUGAUAUUUCUCUUGAUGGUUCCUGUAUCAUCUCUGCCCUCAAACUUCCUUCUCUAAAAUCGAGCAAGACAUCUGAAAGUAAAACAGAAGUUGAUGUUGUGGACUGUGUCCCAUCAUGCCCAUCACCUAUGGAAGAAGACUCUUCACCAUUACUCGAAGCAUCCCAAAUGGAAAAUGGAACACAGCUUCCCAAGAAUGAAAAUCAAACUGAGAAGAACGUGGGUGACGUCCUUGAAGGUCCAGGGAAGGCUGCGUCUCGCGUCGUGAAGAAGCGUAAAGUUCCUGGGAAAAAACUAGAGGAACCAACGAUCACAAUCUCUCGCCCCGUGAGGGCUAACAGGGGAAUGUUAAUGAAGAAGAUUCUUGAGAAGGAGAAAAAGGAGCUACGGGAUAAAACCCCACCGGACAAAAACCCCGCUUCCAGGAAAACCAGACAAUCCAACAAGACUCCCUCUUUACUGACUGAUAAGCAAGAGUCUGUUCGCUCCAGCAAAUUGUCUCCGCAUAAGUCUCCUGUAGCCACAUGCAGUGAGGAUGACUCCUGGUCGUACUACUCGGAGAAGUCUUGCCAAGACGAUCUCAGUAAUGCAGAUUCCUGGUCUUACUACUCAGACGACGAUGGUUCAUUUGCAACACCUGUCAGCAGUCCCGCUGAAAAUGAUUCAUUUUCUAGCUGCUCUAAUGCGCACACUCCUGAAAACAAGUCCUCUCCAUCCCCAAAACCGAAACGGUCCAAUACGAAAGCCAGCACUCCAAAAAAGACUCGGAAUUUCGUGUGUUUCAUUUGCAAAGAGCAGGUGAGCAAAAAGCUGCGAGCUCACAUAAAAAACCACUUUCCCGACAAAGACUACAGCUGCCCCCAAUGUGGCACCAAGUAUAAACUCCUCUCUUCGCUUGAGAGACACUUGAAAAAGACCUGCUUCGAGUACCACCUCAAGAAUGUAGAUCCCACCAAGCCGGAGGAAACCCAGAACCUUUCCAAGUGCGACAAGUGUGGAGUUGCAUUUCAGUACAAGAUUUCCUUACAAAAGCACCUGCUCACACACCACGAGCUCUACUGCAGUGUGUGUCGGACGGUGCUGCGAGACGGGGAAACGUUGGCCCGACACAAAACGGCGCACACACCGUUUCAGUGCACCCGCUGUGACCAGACCUUCACCGUUUUCAAGCACUUGGUUAGGCAUUUCGAAAACACCCACCAAAUGAGCAAACCCUUCAAAUGCAAUCACUGUCCAAAGAUUUCACCGAAGCUCAAUGCUUUGAUCAGACACGAAUGGCAGCACACAGGUCAUCUACCCUUCCAGUGUGGCCAGUGCAGUUUGAAGUUCAAGUCAUUCUCAUAUCUUUUGUCCCAUGAAAAAGUCCACAAAGGGGAGAAACCCUGCCUGUGCUCGGAAUGUGGAAAGACUUUUGCCCACAGAUCCAACCUGUACCGCCACAUUAGACUCAUCCACAGUGCUUCUAGAAAUGAGAAGAAUUAUUCUUGCUCCCAGUGCGAGAAGAUCUUUAAAGAAAAGGCCACCCUGAUAAGACAUCAGAGGACCAAGCACCUCCAGCAACUGUUCCGCAGGGAGUGCCCCUACUGCAGUAAGAUGGUCGCUCCGUCAACAUUGGCAAGGCAUAAAAUGAUGCACAUGGGACAGAGCCCCUUCAAAUGCACCACCCCUGAUUGCGAGAGUGCCUACAGAACUGCUUCAGAGCUGAAGAGGCACGUCCUUUUACACCACACCAAUGAGCGACCUCACAAAUGCGACGUCUGUGGAAAGGGCUUUGUACGCCUCGGCGAUCUCAACUUGCACGCAAAAAUCCACACUAAGGAAAGACCGUUUGUUUGCCACAUCUGCGGAAAGGCUUUCCUCAAGUCCUACAGCAUGUUCAGACAUAAAAGGCUUCUACACUCAUCUGUGCCGGAUUAGAGUAAAAUUGUAGAAACGCUUGAAAGAAAGCAGUGAAAAUGUUAUGAAGCAAAUGCAAAUAUUGAGAAAAAUGUGUGUACCCAACAGCAGGUGUACCGUUGUCGGACGGAUCGAAAUGUUUUGGAGAUGAACUUUUUACAGUACUAUAUACGAGGCUCUGCGGUAAGUAAUACUGGACCAAAGAGUGGCAACAUUUUUUUUCACAAACUGGUGUUGGAUGGUGAAACUCCUUUUGUGCAGCUUGAUGUAGAUUGUAACUGAUUUUGCGCUCUAAGGAGAUUACAAUUGGUAUUGAAAUUUCCUGACACGCCUUUGCUGAGAAAUAAAACAGUAAUUGCACAAGAAA